AUGCCGACUGCGUUCCCGCCAGGGAGCCCGGGACCCGUUCCCGAGCGUCUGCACAAGAUGCCGAGCAGCUCAGCGAUGGGGAUGGAGGAUGGAGGCGGAGCGGACGAGAACAUGGUCUUCGACUCAAGUAGCGACGAAGCUGCAUACUACCGCGAUAAGUAUCGGCGCGUAGCCGACUUUCUUGAGGAAACACGAGCUGAGCUUGAUGAGUUUCAGGCAUCUUCGAAGGAGCUUGAAGAUGAGCUUGAGAAGGAGCUGGCGGCGACGGAGAAGCAGCAGGCGGAGCUGAAGGACCGCAUAAAACGACUAGAGGGAGAGAAGGAGGAAUGGAAGGCCAAGCAUAUUGGUGCGCAGAAGAUGCAUAGCUCGACUGUGUCGGCGAUGCAGCGUGAAAUGGACAAUCUUCGCUCUGAGCGAGACAAGACUCUGGUUGCAUUGAGGGAUCUCGAGAUGGGGAAUGACGAGCUCGAGAGGAAUGAACGAGUCGCAGUAUCGUCCCUUCUCGACCUGGAAAGCAAGUAUAAUCGAGCCAUCGAGGAGAAGACGUUGCUCGAACAGGAGGUCGUGCAAAAGGCAGAGGUCGAAGAGGAGUUCCAGCGCAUGAAGGACGAGCUAAGAGACGCAAACGAUCAGAUCUCCAUUCUGCGGGAUCAGCUCUCUCGGACCGCCCUACCUACCCCUCCAUCCUCCAUAUCGGUCCCACUCUCACCUUCCCGCUCCGCGAUCGACCUUCCAGAAAACGAAACCGCCGAUAUCUCCACCACGACCGUCGAGGCCCCUUCAUCCCCAUCGGCAGCCCCUUCUCCAGGACCUGUCCCGCUGCCAAAGGUCAUCUCUCGAUCCGGAUCGGGCCUGUCUGGCGUCUCGCCCACUCUGCGCCGCGCCACGACUCAAAUCCCGGGGACCCCUCUCGGCGGUAUGGCGCGAUCUCACACUGCUCGUAAUCUCGCUGCUGCUUCUACAAAUAUCGGCUCGCCGAGUCUCUCUCGCAGCCGGUCGGGUAUACCUCAGCCAUCACCUAUGCGCGCGCCUUCCGAGCAGAAGUAUCCCCUCUCGAGAGCUGCCAAGAUGGUCACAGACCUGAGGAGGCGGAUCAAGGCGACAGACGAUCGGAUGGGCGGAAAGGCGACGCGCAGGGUGGUUUCCAACCCGUCGGCCGAGAAUACCGCUGGACCGAACACCGGGACGGCGGGCAAAGCUGCAGCAGCCAAGCCUGUCAACUCUCGCCUAGCCGCGUUGUCGAACGACUCGGUGCGGACACCGGUAUCGGGCAAUGCGGCAUCGAGCAUACUCUCCCCAAACGGCUGGAUACUAGUUGAUGAGCCGGACUCGGGCGUCGGUGAGGAUGGGACCCCAACUCCCCAUCCUUCCGGGUUAGGUAUGGGUAUGGCGUCCAGCCGAGCCGACCCUAUCUCGCCGCUGGACAGUAUGCAGAUGGCGCAGCAUCCCCGUGCCGUCUCCAACGCCUCGACAGCUACCACGUCUCGGGGUCUCCCCGCUCGGCCAUCGAUUCCAUCACCGCUGAUGACCCUCGCUGCAGCUCGUCAGGACGGCGGUGGUGGGGGUCAUGGAACACCCACACCCCACUCGCAUAUCCCUACCAACUCCUCCUCCCUCGCCAAGUCUACCACCCCCACUACCGCCCGCCCCCCAUCCCGGUCCACCAUGUCCCAGCCGUCCCGCGCCCCCAGCCGGUCAGAAGGGGCUCGACCGCCUUCCCGGAGCGCCCUCGCUUCCUCAACUGCGCGAGGCCCUACCGCAUCCAGCUCCGCCCGCUCCGUCAGCCGCUCCAUUCGCCCCAUGUCCCCCGCGACAGCAACAGGAUCAAGCAUGAUGUCUCCCUCUGCAUACUCCCGUUCCGGCGCCCGCUCACCCGGUCCUAAUACCCUCCAAACCCUCUCCGCGUCGGUAUCCUCCUCCUCACGUCGACCAUCUACCGCCGGCCAAGGUCUUGGUCGAGGUCCCCCGCCUACCUCCGCGCUCAACACCUCGGUCCGGCGGCAGCUCAGCAUGUCCGUGUCGAGCUCGUCGCCCUCUGUUGCGGGUGCCCGAGGUACUACUGCUACCACACCCUCGCGAAUCCCUGUCUCUGAGAGCACGGACCUCCGACGUCGGCGAUCCAGUAUGGGCCCGGGCAAAGAGGUCGACGGACCAGCUGGCGCAGAAGGAGAAGGCUACUUCAAUCUCGCCAAGUCUCAAGGUGGUUACGCGACCCCUGGGCGCACACCGCCCGCUACGGGUCUGAGCCAUAGUCAUGGGCCCGGAGGAAAGGGGAGGCCGGUCAGCGUACCGCACUUUGGGACACCGCCACCUGACGUGCCAAGGAUACCGAGUAUGCACUUGAAGGAGAAGAGGCGGACAUUGCAGCAAGGCUGA
Dioszegia hungarica is the source of this 2376-nucleotide messenger RNA. RefSeq lists its product as uncharacterized. The transcript has 7 exons. Bases 1 to 2376 code for a protein of 791 amino acids. Lineage: Eukaryota; Fungi; Basidiomycota; Tremellomycetes; Tremellales; Bulleribasidiaceae. Gene Ontology annotation, biological process: mitotic centrosome separation; centrosome localization; establishment of mitotic spindle orientation. Gene Ontology annotation, cellular component: kinetochore; kinesin complex; centrosome. Gene Ontology annotation, molecular function: microtubule binding. The record is from RefSeq and is a predicted model, not a curated record.